GGACGAUCUUUCUUUCUGCUGCUCUUCUUUGCUCUUCCUCAUCCCCUCCCUAACUCGCCUGGGCCGCGGCAAGUUCCCGUCCCAACCAGCCAGGCCAGUUCUGCCACCCACUGACUGCCAGACAUGACACAAGAAUACGACAACAAAAGGCCUGUCUUGGUUCUUCAGAAUGAUACCCUCUAUUCCCAAAGGCGACCAUACACUAGUGAGGAUGAAGCCUGGAAAUCCUUUCUUGAAAACCCCCUUACAGCAGCUACCAAAGCCAUGAUGAGCAUCAACGGGGAUGAGGACAGUGCGGCUGCUUUGGGCCUCUUGUAUGACUACUACAAGGUUCCCCGGGAAAGGAGAACUUCUGCAGUGAAACCAGAUAUAGACCAGUCUGAUCAAGAUCAUGGGAAAAGGAACAGUAUGCCAAAUCUGACGGAACAGUCACUUAUUUCUGCUGGGGAGAACAGAGUGCAAGUCUUGAAAAACAUGCCUUUGAAUAUUGUCCUUCCACACAGUUCCCAAAUGGGCAUGGACAAAAGGGGCCACCUGACAACUCCAGAUACUACAGUCACGGUCUCCAUUGCCUCUAUGCCCACCCAUCCAAUCAAGACAGAAACUCAGUCGCAUAAUUUUACUGUGGGCAUUCCUCCAAAUGUCUAUCAUCCAGAAGCACCUGAGAGGGUGGUGACUUUAGAUCGGAGCCUCAACACUGACCAAUUUAGCACCAACAGCCAGCCUCAAAAUUCCCAGCGACGUACUCCUGAUUCCACCUUCUCAGAGUCUUUUAAAGAAGGUGUGCAAGAGGUUUUUUUCCCUUCUGAACUGAAUCUUCGGAUGGCCAAUGUGAAUUCUGAAGACUAUGUAUUUGAAAGCAUUACUGGGAACAACUUUGAAUAUACGUUGGAAGCUUCAAAAUCACUUCGGCAGAAGCCAGGAGAUAAUACGAUGACUUAUCUAAACAAGGGCCAGUUUUAUCCCAUUACGCUGAAGGAAAUUAGUGGUGCUGAAAGAAUCCAUCAACCCAUCAGUAAAGUUAGAAGUGUCAUCAUGGUUGUAUUUGCUGAGGACAAAAGCCGGGAGGAUCAGCUCAGGCACUGGAAGUACUGGCACUCCAGGCAACACACAGCUAAACAAAGGUGCAUUGACAUAGCUGAUUAUAAGGAGAGCUUUAACACCAUAAAUAAUAUUGAAGAGAUAGCCUAUAAUGCCAUCUCCUUCACUUGGGACAUUAAUGAUGAAGCAAAGGUCUUCAUUGCUGUGAACUGCCUUAGUACAGAUUUCUCCUCGCAGAAAGGUGUCAAAGGCCUCCCUCUGAAUCUUCAGAUUGACACCUACAGCUACAACAACAGAAGCAACAAACCCAUCCACAGAGCUUACUGCCAGAUUAAAGUCUUCUGUGACAAGGGAGCAGAAAGGAAAAUCCGGGAUGAAGAACGGAAACAGAGUAAAAGAAAAGGCAAAUGCAGUGACCCCAAUUCUCAGCUGAAUGCCUUUUCUGAUGUCAAAGUACCCAUGCUUCCCUCCCAUAAGCGAACAGAUAUCACCAUCUUCAAGCCAUUUAUGGAUCUUGAUACUCAGCCAGUUCUCUUCAUACCUGAUGUUCAUUAUUCAAAUAUUCAGCGUGGAGCUCAUAGUUUUACUGUUACAUCUGAUGAAAUGGAGGGAGAAGGGUCUACCAUGAAGAGGGGGGCUUACAUAAAUGAAGAUGAAUUUGCUGCUAGUCCAAUUAAGAUAUCCCGAAUAGAAGAACCAAAAAGAGUGUUGUUGUAUGUCCGGAAAGAAUCGGAAGAAGUAUUUGAUGCACUUAUGCUUAAAGUUCCAUCUCUGAAAGGUCUUAUGGAAGCUAUAUCUGACAAAUAUGAGGUCCCCUUGGACAAAAUAGGAAAAGUCUUCAAGAAAUGUAAAAAAGGUAUUUUAGUGAAUAUGGAUGAUAAUAUUGUGAAGCAUUAUUCCAAUGAAGACACCUUCCAGUUACAGAUAGAAGAAGCUGCUGGAUUUUACAAACUCACUCUUACUGAAAUCUGAAACCUAAUUUGUUGGGCUCCUUGUGGGAUCUUUCAGUGAAGGCUCUAAAUACAAAACCUCUUGUUUUUGUCCUCAGGAUGUAAAUGUGUUUUUAAGGAAGAAGUCAUUUUAUUCUUCCAAAGAAGAAUACCUUUUUUAAAAUAAAUAAAUAAGAAUUAUCAAUUGAUAAAUCAGGCCUUUUGGCUGCAACACUGCACUUGAAACAGAAGAACAGACAUUGAUUUUAUUUUAUUUUAAAAAAAUGAAAUUUGCAUAUAUAACCAAAGCACGAUUAAAAUGAACUUGUUAUAUUAUCAACACAUUCCCUUAUCCAUUAAAUAUGUGUGUAAGUUUCUUUAUCAGCUCAGAACCUCCAAACUCUUUGGUGCUCAUAGGAGUUUCAGAAAAGUGUAGGACUGGAUUGUUGUGAUGUUUACAGCUGCCCAGAGCAUAAGACUAUAAUUUUCUGCUACAAUUUCUUGUUUCUUGCUUUGUGAAGAACUUUCUUUAACUGUGUGUAGCCCACUGAUGAAAUAUAUGUAUAUAUAAGUGCAGUGUAUUUUGAAGGGUUGUAAAUGUGUACAUAGAUUAUAUUAUAUAUAAUGUUCAGGAUAUACAGUGGUAUGAUUAGAUAUCUAUGUGCGUGCAUAACACAAAGCAUAUGGUGAAGCCAACCUGAAAAGGCUAUAUGUAUAUAAAUAUAUCACUAAGAAAAGCAAUCUUGGUGCUAAAUUAAAUUUUUGUUGAGCAUAUUCAAUCUCUUGUAAGGGAAAAUAGGUAAAAGGACAUUUUUGCAUACUUUAUUUAAUUUCUUUUUAUUAUGACAUGAAACUAGCUCAUCUACCCAAUGAUCAUAGUUAAAGAAGCAUUAAGCAUCAAAACUGGUUAUUAGUGACUUUGGGCUUCAAUUCUCACUGCAAUUUCAAACACUCUUAUUUUCUUUGUUCCAAAAUGUAGGUACCUACCAUUUUAAUACAUGAAACAGAGAUUGUUUUCUCACCAUUUUCCAUUAUAAAUUAGAGUCCAUUUGCAAAGUUUAUGGCACAGAUGCUUCCAAAAAUAAGCUCUGCAAGCUGCUAGCAAACAAUAGUGCUGGUUCAUUUAACAGGUUAGGGUCAUUAUGUAGUUUGUUUUGUGCAGGGAUUUCCAAGCUGUGCAAAGCCCAAAAUGGCAGUUUAAGAAGAUUGUAAUUUAGUCAACAAAAAGUUAUUACACAAAACAUAACUUAAGACAAUAUGUGAGCCAGACAGCAUAAUGGGAUUCCUAAUGGAGUCCUAGUUGCACAGGUAUGAAAUGAAUUCAGUAUAUGUUUUGAGGCGAAACUGAUGUAGCCAAUCAGGAGACACACAUUAUCUACUACAACUAGCCAACAGAAUACUUGUUAUUUCUUUUUAUUUGGGCUACAUGUUUAUUUUGCAAUAUUAUUGAAAGUAUUGAUCAUGAUAUCUAUGAAUAUCCUAAGCCAAGAUAUUUGACACAAUGCUUUCUCCAUACAACCUGCCUGUACACUAUAUAAUAUGUGACCUUACACUUACUCUAGAUUCCUUAUGGUCAGACUCCUACUUUAUUUAAUAUGGUUAGGUUUGUAUAUUGCUUUUAUUAAUCAUUUUGAAUGUCUUUUAUAGGGCUCAAAAAUAUUUUGUGCAAAUAUAGACAAUAGCAGAGAGAGAAAAACAUCCACACGAAGCCCAUUUCAAAAUGGCACUCAAAUGAUAAACCUGCAUUGUUGGCUGGCUCAUGACUUUUCUGUCACAGCCUUCCCCAACCUCCCGACAUGUUGGCUAGGAUAAUGCAACAGGCUAGCACAAAGUUUUGUCUGGAAUUUUGAACACUUAGACUCUUUGCUAUUUGAUUCCUUUAUCUAUUGUGUGCAGUUCUUAUUACCACUAUUAUUAUUAUAAUUAUUAUUAGUAUUAUGUAUAUUGCAUAGCAAUAGAAUCCUGAGAAAUGUUGAACAGAUUGUAUAUGUUGAAGCAAACCCAAAGAGAAUCCUUCCUAAAAGAAAAAUCUAAUAAUUUUAAUAAACUCUAGUAACUGUAAAUAGUCAUGCAUUUACAGAUUAAAGAUUAAAUAGAUCUUGUUGACGAAAACUAGCAAGUUUCUGAAUAUACUGUCAUUAAUAAUUCAGAAUUGGAAGGAAUAUAUUAUAUCAAGAGAAUUUUUGUAUCUGUAAACAUGCAUGACAAUUUGUCAUUUGUAGAAAAUUGAGGUUUUGCUACAGAUAAAAAUGAGUAAAUAUAAGAUGUUUCUCUAUUAAGAAUGAAUGCACUCAUGGUUAUAUUUAUAUGUAAUGUAUGAAUUAAACUGUUGAUUUAUUUUGUGGGACAUGGGGCUUUUAACCAUAGCCAUACUUGUAGAGUUCAAUGGAAGUGAUUUUGCCCAUGUUUGCUUUUAUGUGUCUGUGUAAUUGAACAUUUGCUGUAAGGCAAGAGCAAUUAAAUUUUAUAUGUCCAUUUGUAAUCAUUCAGU
Molecule: messenger RNA, 4461 nt
Organism: Protobothrops mucrosquamatus (brown spotted pit viper)
Lineage: Eukaryota; Metazoa; Chordata; Lepidosauria; Squamata; Viperidae
Gene: GRHL1
Product: grainyhead like transcription factor 1
Exons: 16
Coding region: 124-2013 (629 amino acids)
Biological process (GO): regulation of transcription by RNA polymerase II
Cellular component (GO): nucleus
Molecular function (GO): RNA polymerase II cis-regulatory region sequence-specific DNA binding; DNA-binding transcription activator activity, RNA polymerase II-specific
Source: RefSeq, a predicted model, not a curated record